AUGUCGGAUCACGAGGACGAUUCCCCGAGGCACGAGAUGCCUCAUAUUCGACUGAACUCGGGUCGUCAGGACCCGUUCACCGAGACGGCCGAAGGGUACGUUCCCGUGGCUACUGACCAUACGAUGACUAGGUCCUUGACUCCGGCCUUGGAUGUACCAGUCGCGGUUGGUGCACAGGGUAUGUCACCGUAUGGGGUAUCUCAUGCUCCAGAGUCUUCGGAGUUUUUGCUUCCCCCUAAGCUCCGACCUACACCAAGUCAUGAUGACAGGUCUGGAUCACCGGAUCGAUGGUCCAAUGCGCGGUCGAGUGUGAGCUCGGUUAGUCGGGACAGCAGAUUCCAAAUGGAUCCUUUUGAAGAUUCACGGGCUCCUUCGUCCCGCUCUGGCAGCGACGAAUACGACGUCAACACGCAGACGGUCUCGGAGAAGUUUAAUAUUAUGCCUACUGAUGGUCUUCUGCUUUUCCCCGAGGACGUGGAAAAGGAUGAUUACCUGCACAACCCAGACCCAGCAGACCGGGAGGGCGAGUGUGAUAUAUGGAAUCGCCGAGGGAUGAUGAAUGUCGGUGGUCUGGUUGUUCUGACACUUGGGCUGUUGGUUCUGUUCAUCGGGUACCCCAUUAUAACUUGGGUGGGAGGUAUGCUCAACCACAAAGUCACCUGUCGACCUGGCGACUUGGCUUGUCUUGAUGUUGGAUCUCGGCCUUUGCUCACUAAUAUUCGCCGUGGAUUGAUCGACCCUGAUACACCUGCGGAUGCGAUGACGAAAAAGAAUGUCGACGGCAAGGAAUGGAAGCUAGUGUUCUCGGACGAGUUUAAUGCACCAGGACGUACAUUUUAUGAUGGCGACGAUCCAUUCUUCCAAGCAGUCGAUUUGUGGUAUGGCGUGACAAUGGACAAGGAGUGGUACGAUCCUGAUGCUGUCACGACAAGUGAGGGUACUUUGGUAAUCCGCUUCGACGAGUUUGAGAACCACGAUCUGCAAUACCGAUCUGGUAUGGUUCAGAGCUGGAACAAGUUGUGCUUCAAAGGCGGUCGUCUGGAGGCAUCUAUCUCACUUCCAGGAGAUGGUCAUGUCGAAGGUUUCUGGCCUGGUUUCUGGGCCAUGGGAAACCUUGCUCGCCCUGGCUACGCCGCAACCACUGACGGCCUGUGGCCGUACAGUUACCAUGACGGCUGUGACGCAGGAAUCACACCAAACCAAAGCUCCCCUGAUGGAAUCAAUUUCUUGCCGGGCAUGCGUCUUCCAGGUUGCACAUGUCCAGGAUCCGAUCAUCCUAACCCUGGUCGCGCACGCAGUGCUCCAGAAAUUGAUGUGAUCGAAGGAAGCACCCAACCGCUCUACGGGCAAGAAGGCGGUCCCUACGUCGGUAGUGCCUCGCAAUCUAUGCAAGCCGCUCCCUUUGACUUAUGGUACAUGCCCGACUACGACUUCACCGCUGUGUAUGAUCCACGUAUCACUCAGAUCAACGCCUACCGUGGCGGUGUAUACCAACAAGCCAUGUCCGGCCUCAGCAACCUGAACUCUCGCUGGUACAAUGGCACCGAGUACCAAAUUUACGCUUUUGAAUACGAACCCGGCGACAAAGGCGAUGUCACCUGGUUUAUCGGCCCCGACAAAACCUGGACGCUCGACGCCCGCGCAAUCGGCCCCAACGGUAACAUUGGCCAGCGCAUGAUCCCUCUGGAACCCAUGUCAAUUGUCAUGAACUUGGGUAUGGCGGACAACUUCGCUCCCCAGAACAAGACCAUCCGCGAAUAUAUGCCCGCUUUCCUCCACGUCGACUAUGUACGCAUCUACCAGGAUCCCGAUGAUGUUAGCGUCACCUGUGAUCCACCCGGAUGGGAGACGACCGAGUACAUCGAGACUCACAGAAAGGCGUAUGAUAACGCAAAUUUGACUACUUGGGCGGAUGCUGGAUAUCACUGGCCAGAUAACAGUUACAUGCACGGCUGUUAA
Messenger RNA from Penicillium atrosanguineum, 1959 nucleotides. RefSeq names its product SKN1/KRE6 family beta-glucan synthesis-associated protein. The record is from RefSeq and is a predicted model, not a curated record. The coding region runs from base 1 to 1959 and encodes 652 amino acids. Gene Ontology annotation, biological process: fungal-type cell wall organization; (1->6)-beta-D-glucan biosynthetic process. Gene Ontology annotation, molecular function: glucosidase activity. Lineage: Eukaryota; Fungi; Ascomycota; Eurotiomycetes; Eurotiales; Aspergillaceae. The transcript has 5 exons. Gene Ontology annotation, cellular component: plasma membrane; endoplasmic reticulum membrane.